Balaenoptera musculus (blue whale) is the source of this 798-nucleotide messenger RNA. RefSeq names its product MFS-type transporter SLC18B1-like. The coding region runs from base 1 to 798 and encodes 265 amino acids. Gene Ontology annotation, molecular function: transmembrane transporter activity. NCBI's taxonomy places the organism in Eukaryota, Metazoa, Chordata, Mammalia, Artiodactyla, Balaenopteridae. The record is from RefSeq and is a predicted model, not a curated record. The transcript is spliced from 2 exons. Gene Ontology annotation, biological process: transmembrane transport.
AUGGACUCGCCGGGGGACCCCGAAGGCCCACGCCCCCCGGAAGGUGAUGGCCCUCCAGGAGGUGCAAGGGAGACAUCCAGGCGGCUUUCAAGAGAACAGAUUUUUGUACUGAUAUCAGCAGCUUCCAUUAACUUAGGUUCCAUGAUGUGCUAUUCUAUCCUUGGACCUUUUUUCCCCAAGGAGGCUGAAAAGAAAGGAGCCAGCAAUACAGUUAUUGGUAUGAUCUUUGGAUGUUAUGCUUUGUUUGACUUGCUGGCUUCUUUGGUAUUUGGAAAAUAUCUUGCACAUAUUGGAGCAAAAUUUAUGUUUGUAGCAGGAAUGUUUGUCUCAGGAGGAGUUACAGUUCUCUUUGGUGUCUUGGACCAAGUUCCAGAAGGACCCGUGUUUAUUGCUAUGUGUUUUCUAGUGAGAAUAACUGAUGCAAUCAGUUUUGCUGCAGCAAUAACCGCAUCUUGUUCUAUCCUUGCAAAGGCUUUUCCAAAUAACGUGGCUACAGUAAUGGGAAGUCUUGAGAGUUUUUCUGGACUGGGUCUGGUACUAGGGCCUCCUUUGGGUGGCUUCUUGUAUCAGUCCUUUGGCUACGAGGUGCCUUUCAUUCUGCUGGGAUGCAUAGUUCUGCUGAUGGUUCCCCUCAACAUGUGUAUUUUACCUAAUUAUGAGUCUGAUCCAGGGAAACACUCAUUCUGGAAACUCAUCAUUUUACCCAAGGUUGCCUUUAUAUCCUUCAUCAUUACCUCACUCAGCUCAGGUUUUGGCUUCCUUGAUCCUACGCUGUCACUCUUUGUUUUGGAGAAGUGA